CUUUGACCUCUUAAACAUGAUUUACUGAAGACAUUUCGCGGGGUUGAUGUACCGGGCGGGCGCUGAAACGACAUGAGGGUAAAAAUUGACUUGUUAGAAUUAUAUCUAGCUAGCAAGGUAGUUUCUCUCUAUCUGUGAUUCGCAAGGACAACCAGUUAAGAAAUUGGACUUGCUGGGUCAUCGUUUAACAGCUAGGUUGCGUGUUGGAGGGAGUUUGGCUAUUCUCUCCACAAAUUGAAGCUUACCAGGAGGCAAGCCAGGCAGAAAUCGUCCGAAAAUGCCUCCCAUCGACAAUGACACUGGGAGGAAUCAACUAAAAUCUCGGAUACAGGCGCUUAUUGAUUCAAACCAAGUGUUGGUAUUCAGUAAAAGCUACUGUCCAUUUUGUGUGAAAGUGAAGGAUCUGUUCAAGGAACUGAACGUGAAUUGCAAUGUGGUGGAGCUGGAUCUAAUUGAGGAUGGAUCAAACUAUCAAGAACUGCUGCUUGAGAUGACCAGGCAGAAAACUGUCCCCAAUGUCUUCGUCAACAAAACCCACAUUGGCGGCUGUGACAAAACAAUGCAGGCCCACAAAGAUGGCAUCCUGCAGAAGCUACUGUGCGGGGAGAAUGAGGUCUACGAGUACGACCUCAUCGUCAUCGGGGGCGGAUCGGGAGGCCUGGCCUGCUCAAAGGAGGCAGCGAUGCUGGGGAAGAAGGUGAUGGUGUUGGACUAUGUGAUGCCCACGCCGAAAGGGAACACCUGGGGCCUGGGCGGCACGUGCGUGAACGUGGGCUGCAUCCCUAAGAAGCUGAUGCACCAGACAGCCCUGCUAGGGACCUCCAUGCAGGACGCCCGCAAGUUUGGCUGGGAGUUGCCUGAGGAGACAGGUAGCGUCUGUGUCAAAGUGAAGCACAACUGGGAGACGAUGAAGACUGCGGUGAACAACUACAUUGGCUCGUUGAACUGGGGCUACCGGGUGGCGCUGCGCGACAAGAACGUCAACUACGUCAACUCCUACGCAGAGUUCAUUGAGCCGCACAAAAUCAAGGCGACCAACAAGCGAGGAAAGGAGACCUUCCACACGGCAGCUAAGUUUAUCCUGGCGACAGGCGAGAGGCCGCGUUACCUGGGCAUCCCCGGAGACAAAGAGUACUGCAUCACCAGCGACGACCUGUUCUCGCUGCCCCACUGCCCCGGCAAGACCCUGGUGGUCGGGGCAUCCUACGUGGCGCUGGAGUGCGGGGGUUUCCUUGCGGGCCUGGGCCUGGACGUGACGGUCAUGGUGCGCUCCAUCUUGCUGAGGGGCUUCGACCAGGACAUGGCCAACCGUGCCGGUGAGCACAUGGAAGAGCAUGGUGUCAAGUUCCUCCGGAAGUACGUCCCCGUCAAGGUGGAGGAGCUGGAGGCAGGCACUCCUGGGAGGCUGAAGGUGACAGCCAAGAGCACAGAGAGUGACGAGACCAUCGAGGGAGAAUACAACACUGUGUUGAUAGCCGUUGGGCGUGACGCGUGUACAGGCAAGAUCGGCCUGGAUCAAGCCGGAGUUAAAGUCAACCCCAAGAACGGUAAGGUCCCGGUGAACGACGAGGAACAGACCAACGUGCCGCACAUCUACGCCAUCGGAGACAUCCUGGAGGGCAAGUGGGAGCUGACGCCUGUGGCCAUCCAGGCUGGCAAGCUGCUGGCACGCCGGCUGUACGCGGGAGCCUCGCUCAAGUGUGACUACGUAAAUGUUCCCACCACUGUGUUCACCCCUCUGGAGUAUGGCGCCUGUGGGCAUUCUGAGGAGAAAGCUAUUGAGCUGUACGGCCAAGACAACUUGGAGGUGUACCACAGUCUCUUCUGGCCUCUGGAGUUCACCAUCCCCAACAGGGACAACAACAAGUGCUACUCCAAGAUCAUCUGCAAUAAACUGGACAAUGACCGUGUGAUCGGGUUCCACUACCUGGGGCCCAACGCAGGCGAGGUGACGCAGGGCUACGGCGCGGCCAUGAAGUGCGGACUGACUAAAGAGCAGCUGGACAACACCAUCGGCAUCCACCCCACCUGCGCUGAGAUCUUCACCACCAUGGAGGUGACCAAGAGCUCGGGCGGUGACAUCACCCAGGCGGGCUGCUGAGGUUAAACCCUGCUCGUUUAGCCGGCUGUCCUGUUCUUCAUCUUAGAUAUCUCCAUCUCUCCCUCCCUCUCACCUCGUAGCUCUAUGCCAACCUGGCUCCCUCUCAAAUUCUACAUCCAAGACCAAUCUCUUCUCAGGAAACAGUGGGUCAAUAUGGCUAACUGUCUGAAAGAUUGAGCCAAAAGAUGCACUGAGGGGGCCUGUAGCGUGGACAUACAAGGCGAGAUAAUGAGGUGAGGUGAGUUACGUUCUAUGGGACAGCCUACUAGACAGCGGGGUUACUCUGCUGCUUUUACAAGGCGCCUCUUGUGUGUCUUGCUCAGAGGUGCACCACCCCUCUCUAGGGAUGGGUGAGCGCUGUUUGACGUCCUGGCCCUUAACCCAGUCACUGUGGUGGGCUAGGACCGAUGUCCCUCUGUGUCCAAAGGCACAAGGGGUGAACCGAACCCUUCGUCCAACUCCCCAACUUAAACACACUUUACACACACAUACAUCUACACACACUCACGUAUGAUGACUCCUGUAGUAUGGCAGGAUGUAACUGCUGGCACACAGCCAGAGUUUGACUGAAUGGAUACAAUCAUUCUCUAAACUCCUAUCGAGUGUUUGGUGGAAACGCCUGGUCAUUUUUACUUGGUAGAUGUAAGAUAUUGUUUAUUUUGUCAUUACGUCUCUUCUGUCAAGCCAUCAACAUUCCAGGCAUUAAUUAUUGUCAGAAGUGUAUUAUCAAAUAUCUCAGAUAUGAAAAAUAAAUAAUUGAGGUUAAUGUGGGGCAAUGUAUAUGUUUGUUUUUAAUCAGCCUUUUCUCAUGGUGUCGACCUUUCUCCACAUCGGGGCCGUUAGCCUUAGAUUAAAGACGCCUCCCAGUUCCAAUUUCUACCAAAAUGUUAACCAAAAAGGUGCAUGUGAGAGAAGUCAAAAGAGCCUCCGACAUUCAAAUCUUUUGGUGUGUGUGCUGCUUUAGAAAACACUUUCUGCUAGAACUGUUAAGACUUCCAAGGAAUGAAUACAUAAAACACGAAUUGUACUGGAUGGUAAAAAAUAAAUCAUAAUCUUAAGUUUACAGUGGAGAAUUAAACGAAUGCUUCUUUGAAUCAGUUUGAUCUUGCUGUUUCGUUUGCUCUGCAUUAUGUUUGUAUUUAAGAUGUAUCCAAUGUGGUAGAGGACAGUAUUUUAAUAAAUUCUAAUCUUACUACUGUUGUUGAGCGGUGACACCGGUCAAACUGUAUACACGACUGCUUCACUGGUAUCACUGUUUGUAGAUUAUCUUUUGAAGACUUUAAUAAAAGUUAUGUCAACAUGCAAGCUA
Molecule: messenger RNA, 3410 nt
Organism: Coregonus clupeaformis (lake whitefish)
Lineage: Eukaryota; Metazoa; Chordata; Actinopteri; Salmoniformes; Salmonidae
Product: thioredoxin reductase 1, cytoplasmic
Exons: 16
Coding region: 278-2101 (607 amino acids)
Biological process (GO): cell redox homeostasis; glutathione metabolic process; cellular response to oxidative stress
Cellular component (GO): cytosol; mitochondrion
Molecular function (GO): flavin adenine dinucleotide binding; thioredoxin-disulfide reductase (NADPH) activity; glutathione-disulfide reductase (NADPH) activity
Source: RefSeq, a predicted model, not a curated record